ACCAAAAAAAAAGAAAAUCGAUUUCUACGAUUUACUAUACAUUUACGUUGUCGUUUGUUUUCGUAUAUAGUUUUGGAAAAUGGAAGAAAUCGUAGUACAGGAUUUGGAGUUGAAAUCACUGAUCGGCUUCGACGGUAACCCGUUGAACGGUCUGAUAUUGCACCCGGACGGCGUUCACUUGAUUUAUCCUCUCGGCACCAACGUGACGGCGUACAACUGGUCGACCAAGGCUCAGCGGUUCUUCGUGGGGCUGACCAACAUCAUAUCGGCGGUGACGGUGUCCAACACCGGCAAAUACGUGGCCGCCGGCCAGGUGAACUACAUGGGUUUCCGGUCGCCGAUAAUCAUAUGGGAUUUCCAGACGGGCGAGCCGGUGACCAAGUACGAUUCGCACAUGGUGCGCGUCGAGUCGGUGUCGUUCUCAUGCUGCGAACAGUAUCUGAUGUCGCUGGGCGGCAUCGACGACGGCACCAUCGUCGUGUACGAGAUCGACAAGAGACAGGUGCUGUGCGGCUCGUCGUCGGUGAAGUCGACCGCCGGCAUAUCGACCGUGCUGAGGGCGGUGAACGGGCGCAACCGGUGCUUCGUGGUGGCCGGCGACAACAUGCUCCGGCUGUGGACGCUGAACAGGGAGCAGCGGAACCUGCAGGGGCUGGACACGUCGUUCGCCAAGAUCAAGCGGAAGAUCCUGUGCACGGCCAUCGACCGCCGGGACGAGUACGCGUACUGCGGCACCAGCACCGGCGACGUGCUCAAGGUCGCCCUGAACUUUCCGGCGGACGCGGCCGCGCAGAUACCGGCCGGGUCGCCGACGCUGGUCGGCUGCUUCGCCAAGUACCCGACGGCCGCCGGCAACAAGAAGCGGCCGCCGGCCGGCGUCACCGUGGAGCUGUACAGCAAGGGCGUGACGUCUCUGUUGCUGUACGGCGACGACGGCACCAUGAUCGUGGGCUCGGGCAACGGCGUCGUGGAACUGGUCCGGCAGAAGGCGCAGCAGCAGCAGCCCAAGCACAAAACGGCCGAGACGCGGCUGGCCGCGCCCACGCGACCGCUGCUGGUGGCCGUCCGGUCGGCGGACGUCGAGUCGACCGUGACCAGCGUACAGCUGAUGGGCGACCACACAGCGCUGGUGGGCACCAUCCGUUGCGAGCUGUUCACCGUCAGCGUGGACACGUUCGCCGUCACCCGGAUGUUCACGUGCCACACAUCCGCCGUCUACGAUCUGGCGUUUCCGCGCGGCUACAGCAAGGUGUUCGCCACCGCCAGCAAGGACGACGUGCGCGUCUGGUCGGUGGACACGCUCCAGGAACUGCUCCGGGUCACCGUCCGGAACUGCACGUGUUCCGGCGUGCUGUUCUCGCACGACGGCACGCAGAUCAUCAGCUCGUGGAACGACGGCCGCAUCCGGUCGUUCACGCCCGAGACCGGCCGGCCGCUGUACACCAUACACAACUGCCACAACAACGGCGUGUCGGCCAUCGCCAUGUGCGUGGACGGCGUCAAGCUGGUCAGCGGCGGCGGCGACGGGCAGGUGCGCGUGUGGCAGCUCAACGGCACCGACGGCAUACUGUUGGCCGUGCUCAAGGAGCACAAGGGCGCCGUCACGUCCAUAGACUUGCACCGGCUGGGACACGAGGCCAUCACGUCCAGCGCUGACGGCACGUGCAUCGUCUGGGACAUCGUCCGGUACACGCGGCUCUCCAUCAUGUUCUCGUCCACGGUGUUCACGAGCGCCAUGUACCACCCGAACGCCACUCAGUUGCUGACCAGCGGCACCAACCGGUACAUCGGGUUCUGGGAGGCGCUCGACGGGUCGUUGAUCCGCGAGAUCGAGGGAUCCGCCGUGGCCGCGGUCAAUUCGUUGGACAUGACGCCCUCAGGCAAGUACUUCGUGACCGGUAGUUCGGAUCAGACGGUUAAGGUUUGGCUGUACAACGAGGGGGUGCCCACACACGUGGGUGUUGGCCACGCGGGAGUCGUGACCAACGUGAGGGUGAGUCCGGACGGCCGGUAUUUGGUGAGCACGAGUGUGGAUGGUGGCAUAUUCCUGUGGCGUUUCCCGCACGACUCGGACACCAAGCCAUCCAGCAGCCGGUGCUCGACGGUCAGUGGCGUGAGCGCGGGUGAACAGCAGACGGUUCGGUCGCGGCAGCUGUCACUGAAGAAGUCGAUGCCGGUCCGAAAAGAAAACAUUUCCGACAUAUCGUCGGCGCAGAAGGUGAUGUCGGUGUUGCCGGACGGUGAGGCCGCUGCCGGCGGUGACGUGGGUGUCCGCAAUAGUACCAGCAGUAGGAACAUUUGCAAAUCGUCGUCAUCCGCCCGAUGAUGGGCUCCGCUGCAAGUCUUGUCGGCAUCGCGAGGGAUAGUGUUGUUUUUGCUUUCGCGUCCGUCAUGUAAUAUUUGCUCUGUGUUUACUUUCCCUCUCUCACCUUCAUGACCGGUAAACGAAUUUUCCGGUUCACUCUUUGCGAAAUAUUACCUAUGACUGCCACGACCGCAGCUUAGCUAUAAAUGUCUUAGUAAUUGAAUUUUUUUUUCGUACAGUUCUAUCAGAAUUUAUAAUAUUAUAUUGUAAUAUUACAAUAUUUUAUAAACAACAAAUGGAAUUAAAAUGUUUUAUUUUGGUA
Messenger RNA from Aphis gossypii (cotton aphid), 2627 nucleotides. RefSeq names its product cilia- and flagella-associated protein 52-like. Gene Ontology annotation, biological process: cilium assembly. Gene Ontology annotation, molecular function: protein binding. Bases 80 to 2326 code for a protein of 748 amino acids. The transcript is spliced from 2 exons. The record is from RefSeq and is a predicted model, not a curated record. Lineage: Eukaryota; Metazoa; Arthropoda; Insecta; Hemiptera; Aphididae.